Messenger RNA from Prorocentrum cordatum, 939 nucleotides. Lineage: Eukaryota; Dinophyceae; Prorocentrales; Prorocentraceae. The record is from the annotation of a GenBank genome assembly.
AUGGCGGGGCCUAGAGGGGCCAUCUGCGCCGCGGAUGCCGCCCUCCUCGUGGAGGCGGCAGUCCGCGCGGCGCAGCUCGCUGGAGCGCCGCGGCGCACCGUGGGCGCCGUCGCACGGGCGGCCGUGGCCGCGGCAGCAUCGGCUGUCGCGCGCCCGCGGCCCGCGCGCGGUGGCGACGCUGGUGCUGGCGGCUCGGAGGCGGACAACGGCGGCGGUGAGCCCAAGACGGGCGCGGCGGCGGAGGCGAAGCGCGUGCGGCGCCGCCGACGCCGCGAGCGCCUCGCGGCUCGGCGCGCGCUGGAACGUGGUCGUGAUGGUGGCGGGUCCGCUGGCGGUGGCGCUGGGGUUCCCUGGAAGGCGCAGGAGGCGGCUGCGGCUGCCGAGGCGCCUGGAGGGGCGGCUGGCGGCGAGGCGGACCCCGCCCGUGGCGGCGACGACUGCGACAACGACAUGGAGGACGACUCGUUCGCCGACUCUCUCGUAGUCGCGCCUCGGGUGACGGCUGGCGCCGCUCCUGGUGGCGCGGGCGGCGGGGAGGCGGCUGGCGGACGGUGUGCCCGUGGCGGAGUCGGCGGCUUUCGGGGCCUCCAGCUCGUGCAGCUCGGCCCAGCGCCUCGGGAGGGCCGCUGGGCUACUGCGGAGCCUCGGAGGCGCGCGCCGCGGAAGCCACGGCGGCUCCAGGGGGCCCCGCAGGCGGCGGCGGCGGCGGCGGGGGCAGAGGGCGCGGGCUCUGGCCCGCCUGCUGCGGACGCUGCGCCGACGGCCGCGGCGGCGGCGGCCCCUGGCGCGCCUGGGGCUGACGGGGCGGCCGCCUGGGAGGACGUGUUCGCCGCGGCGGACGGCGUCAUCCAGCGGCACGCCGAGUACCAGCCUCAGCACAGCGACGAGCUGCGGCGUAUGCUGGAGUCCGUCGGCUGGCGCCCCGCCUGUAGCUACUGA